AUGGCGGAAAACAAACCUUCAACACAAAACCGUCAAUUUAAAGAUAAAGAUAAGCCCGUAGAAGUUCGACUUAGUAAUAUCAUUGCUGCGAAAGCUGUGGGCGAUGCUGUAAGAACUUCUCUUGGUCCUAAAGGCAUGGACAAGAUGAUACAAACAGGUAGUGGAGAAGUUGUUAUAACUAAUGAUGGGGCAACUAUUUUGAAACACAUGGCAGUUUUACACCCUGCAGCAAAGAUGGAUGUUGAAGCUGGUGAUGGUACUACGUCUGUUGUUGUGAUCGCUGGAGCUCUUUUGGGCGCGGCCGAGAAAAUGCUCUCUAAAGGAAUACAUCCAACAACUAUUGCUGAAGCCUUUCAACGUGCUGCGACAAAAUCAUCCGAAUUCCUGACAGAAAUGUCAACUCAAAUUGAUUUAUCUGAUCGAAAUACUUUAUUAAGAGCUGCAAGCACAUCAUUAAAUUCAAAGAUUGUCUCUCAAUACUCAAGUCUUCUAGCACCUAUUGCUGUAGAUGCUGUAUUACGUGUUAUUGACAAUAAAACUGCAACAAAUGUCGAUUUAAAAGAUAUCCGCAUAGUUAAAAAAGUCGGUGGAACAAUUGAUGAUACAGAGUUGGUUGAUGGACUUGUUUUGACUCAAAAUGUUGUUAAAACUUCAGGUGGCCCUGCACGUGUGGAAAAGGCAAAAAUUGGUCUUAUUCAGUUCCAAUUGUCACCACCAAAACCAGACAUGGAAAAUCAAAUAGUAGUAAAUGAUUAUAGACUUAUGGACAAGAUUUUAAAAGAAGAACGCCAAUAUCUUCUUAAUAUGUGUAAAAAAAUUAAAAAAACAAACUGCAACGUUUUGUUGAUACAAAAAUCAAUUUUACGUGAUGCAGUGAAUGACUUGUCUUUACAUUUUCUAUCAAAAUUAAAAAUAUUGGUUGUAAAGGAUAUAGAAAGAGAAGAAAUUGAAUUUAUUUGUAAAAGCACCGGGUGUAAACCAAUUGCAGAUAUCGAAUCAUUUUCUGAGGAUAAAUUGGGUUAUGCAGAAUUGGUAGAUGAGGUUCAAGCUUCUGGCGCUAAAGUCGUUAAGAUUACAGGAGUUAAACAUAAUGGAAAAACUGUAUCAAUUUUAAGUCGUGGAGCUAAUUCACUUGUGUUAGAAGAGGCUGAACGUUCUUUACAUGACGCACUUUGUGUUAUUCGUUGCUUAGUUAAGAAAAAAGCUCUUAUUGCUGGUGGAGGUGCUCCUGAAAUCGAAGUUUCUCAACGUUUAUCUGAUCAUGCUAAAUCGCUUAAAGGAAUGGAAGCACAUUGUUUUGAAGCAUUUGCAAAUGCGCUUGAAGUUAUUCCAUUAACUUUAGCUGAAAAUGCAGGUUUGAAUCCUAUUAAUAUAGUCACUGAGUUAAGAAAUAGACAUGCCUUGGGCGAAAAAACGGCUGGCAUUAACGUGAGAAAGGGUUCAAUUACAAAUAUUCUUGAAGAAAAUGUUAUACAGCCAUUACUUGUAUCUACAAGUGCUAUAGAGUUGGCUGCGGAAACUGUUAAAAUGAUAUUAAAGAUUGAUGAUUUGAAAGUAAAUUACAAUGAAAAUAAGAUGAUAACACAACAUAUUCAUUCAUAA
This is a messenger RNA of Entrophospora candida, 1602 nucleotides long. The record is from the annotation of a GenBank genome assembly. NCBI's taxonomy places the organism in Eukaryota, Fungi, Glomeromycota, Glomeromycetes, Entrophosporales, Entrophosporaceae.